AUGGAGAUGCGGCGGCGGGGGGGAGGCGCUCCGGGGGACGUCGGCGACGGCGACGGCGACAGUGAGGCUAGGGGGAGAAGGCGGGUAUCGUUCCUGACGAGGUGCGUGGAGGCAGUCUUCGCCUUUGUGAAGCUGGCGGAGUUCGAGAUCCUCUUCAUCCUUUUUUUGGUCGUUGCCUUCCUCAUCUUCAAAGACCUGGUGCGUUUUUCCUUUUUCCAUUUUAUGCAGUCUGGUUGCGACUCAUCAGGCUCGUGGUUCUUCUCUUGAAUUGACUAGUGAAUUUGGAUUCCUCUUUUAUCCGUAUGGCUUGAGGUGUCGUCCCGCUUAUAGACGUAAUCUGUGCUUGAUUCAGCGGUGAUGAUAUAAUUAUCAAGGGACGAAGAAUCGAAGAUUUUAAUUUUACUUCCAUUUAUAGUUACUUCUGUUAAUGUCGGCGAAUUUUGAGUCCAGAAGAUAAGGCAUAGUUUUUCGAUAUGGGAAGACUGGUAUUAAAAAAAAUCUCCAGGAGAAUCGAUUGAAGUGACAUUGAGAUCGAGGUUUAUUUUUUCUCGGAAAAUUUUGAGCAUAUUUUAUUUAAAUCUAUUUUUUUCGUUAACGAAGAGCAUUUGGUGCGCAAUGUCUCUGAAAUUCACUGGGUUAAGAUGGUAGAAUUUGUUUCAGAUUUGUGUUGAAUUGGCCGUCAAUAUUUCCGUUGUCUUCUCACCUCUCAAUUGGACUUUAUUAGUUCCCUGGGGAGAGUAAUUUUAUGGUCUAAGGGCUUAUCUGCCUUUGGAUAAUUGCCUUGUGAUUUCUGUUGGCUUGAGGAUUAUCUCUCAAGUCAACCUCUAGUCAUUGAGAUAUUAAUGGAAGCUAUUAGGUGUGGUGUCAGUCCGUAUUUUUCUUAAUUUAUUUCAUUAUCUCAUUAAGGCUGAACUAAGAAAAAAAAUUGAAAUUCCUGAACGCGCUGAUAUGUGUUCCAUAGAUAAAUUAACUGAAAUGAAUGGUAAUUUAUCUUUGCAUGGUACUAUCUUUGUUCAAGGGAACUUCGUGGAAAUUAUGGCUUGUUCUUCUUCCCUACAGAUGAUGCAAUUAAUUUGAUUCGGCAUUUCUGAUUUAACGACUGUAUCGUAGUCAAGAAAUGGGCUUGAGUAGGUUUUGGGAUUAAUGUUCAUCUAUAACGAAUAAAUAUUUAGAUUAGGUUUUAUUAUUUAAGUUAAAUUUUAAUUUACAGAUGAUCCCCGUCAUGCUGCAUUGGAUACACCUUAUGGAAUGGCUUAUGGUGAUAAAAUAUUUGGUCAUGAACCUUUUACUGCCGCCGUUUAUAUUAUACUUUUGAAUUAGCAGAACACCAUCAGCUCGUCCCUCUUCCUUAAAUGUCAAGACCAAACUUCCCUGGACUUGUCUUUCUCAGAUCCUUGCCCAUCGUCAUUUGAUCAUAUCUUGUAACACCGUGCUCUUGAUGGAGAGAAAUCCAGCAUGGAGCAGAAGCAAGGAAUUAGGUAUCAGUCUGCAAUUCAAGAACGGUCUUCUGUUUUGUUUUGCGUCUAGGGGGAUUGAUGUAAUCGCCUCCAUCUCUGUCAGUCGAUAACCCGCCCUUUCUCAUUGGGUGUCAUACCCUCCUUCCUGUGACGAUGUCAAUGUAAACUCAGUUGACACUUAAAAAUGAUAUUUGAAAUUACCAAUAUCUUUUUUUAUUAUCAUCCAAAAUAUGUCAUGGUAAAAAAUAGGGAAAAAAUGCUUUUUUAUUUAUUUCCCGUCAUUUAUGUUAUGAUGAUUAUCUCAUUCUUCUGUUCCUAUAUUUGAUGCUGUCAAUCAUAUGCAGACUUCACAGCCUCGUUACAACCAGAUUCUGGUGAAGAAGCCGGGUGAUGAUGAUUUUUGGCCUUUUCCCGCGUUCCAACGUAAGGAUUAA
Messenger RNA from Spirodela intermedia, 1891 nucleotides. The record is from the annotation of a GenBank genome assembly. Lineage: Eukaryota; Viridiplantae; Streptophyta; Magnoliopsida; Alismatales; Araceae.